AUGACACCUAGCAACACCACAUCGCACCACACCACACAUCACACUAAGGCACACCGCACUACAAACCCCACCCCACGUCACACCCAGGCAAAUCACACCACAAAUCACACUCAGCAACACCACAUCCCACAUCACGCCCAGCCACACCACACCACUCACCAUACCACAUCCCUCAUCACACCCAGCCACACCACACCACUCACCACACCACACCCCUCAUCACACCCAAGCACACUAAACCACAAACCACACUCAGCCAUACCACACGACACAUCAUACUCAUCCACGCUAUACCACACACCACACCACACCACAAAUGACACCCAGCCACAUUACGCCACACACCAUACUUAG
This is a messenger RNA of Eriocheir sinensis (Chinese mitten crab), 354 nucleotides long. RefSeq lists its product as uncharacterized. NCBI's taxonomy places the organism in Eukaryota, Metazoa, Arthropoda, Malacostraca, Decapoda, Varunidae. The coding region runs from base 1 to 354 and encodes 117 amino acids. The transcript has a single exon. The record is from RefSeq and is a predicted model, not a curated record.